Molecule: messenger RNA, 834 nt
Organism: Helianthus annuus (common sunflower)
Lineage: Eukaryota; Viridiplantae; Streptophyta; Magnoliopsida; Asterales; Asteraceae
Exons: 2
Coding region: 1-834 (277 amino acids)
Source: RefSeq, a predicted model, not a curated record
AUGGCGAUUGUAUCGGACAACGAGAUUCUAUCUGAGAGCGAGGUUUAUACGUCUGAUACUACGAGCACUGAUGAGGAUGACUUCCAGCCAUUUGCCCUUCCGGACGAUGCGCCUUUAGCUGAUGGUCCUUUCGACGGGGAUCUACCUCUCGUUCCAAUCCCUGCUCCUAUCCCCCUCGCUGCGUUUACCUUAGAGGAUUUACCUCUCGAUGCAUUAUCAGAUGACGAUAUCGACCUUUUCAUAGAGGGUCCCCCGGAGGGUGACCAGGAUGGUGGGGCCCCUAUGGAGGACGAUGUUCCGGUUGACGACCCUGUAGCUCCUAUUGCUGAGGCUCCUGUGGAGGAGGCUCCUUCUGAUCCGUCUGCUCCAGACUCGUUUGAGUCUGUGGCAUCCGCUUUUUUUCAUGACCGGGGCGUGCAUCACUACUCUCCCGAUGCAGACUCAGACAUGGCGAUGUCUGCUGCACCUGUUGUCCCCCAGGACUUUGGCCCGGAGCCUGAGGUCGAGUUUGUACCAGCUGAGCCUGCUCCAGUUGGUCCAAAGCCUGUCAUUGGUCACGACCCUAUUGAUGUUCCAGUCUUUGCUCUUUUGCCUGAUCCUCUACCAGAGUCUGACUACGUUGUUCCACCAGUCAUGGCACCACACGUCGUGAUGCACCAGUCAUCGUAUGCUGACACCCUUAAUGGGUGGAUUGAUGAUGAUGAUAACUAUCAUCUGUUUGUUCUCCCAGUCACUCCACCCGCUGCACCUGCUUUUGCACCGCUUGAUAUUCCCCAGUUCCACCCUCACACAUUUGAUGUCCACCGCACAGACCUACCCGUCACCUUUCUAUAG